Messenger RNA from Darwinula stevensoni, 1304 nucleotides. The record is from the annotation of a GenBank genome assembly. Lineage: Eukaryota; Metazoa; Arthropoda; Ostracoda; Podocopida; Darwinulidae.
AGGUUCAUGUUAUUGCUGAGUCUUGACAGAUUCAGACAAUGGCAAGCAGCAGCAAAUACAAUUUAAAGUGGAAUUCCCACCAUGUGGAGACCUUCAACAGCUUCGAUACACUCAGAAGCAGGGAGACGCUAGUAGACGUUACGCUGUCAUGUGAAGGACAGUCCCUUAAAGCCCACAAGCUGGUUCUGUGUGCAGGGUCGGGUUAUUUUGAGCGAGUGCUGCAACGUGAUAGUAAUCACAACCCUGUGAUAUACUUCUUUGGAGUGGAUGCCCAUCUCCUGAAGUUUCUAGUUGAUUUUAUGUAUGUGGGAGAGGUGGACAUCCCAUCAGUGGACUUGGAGAGGUUUAUCCAGCUGGCUGAAGCCCUGGAAGUGAAGGGACUAAAGGGAGACCGCUCUAAGACAUCAUCUUAUAAUACUAGUGCUUUGGCAUCAGCUGCGACCACCAUUCCCGUUUCUGACGUCCAGGAUGCCCUUGCUCACAAGCGCAAGGCUACUGCCUGGCAGUCCUAUGAUGAUGAACCCCAGUAUGCUAAAACCCCUCGGCGUAGCUUGCAUACUACACCGAGUCUGAUCUCUCAGGGAAAUGGUCCCUCUCCAAGGGUGAUACCUCGGAGUGCAUCUGGGAGUGUAUCAAGUGCUAGUAGUUCCACAUCUGGUCCAAGUGCAUCUACCAAAGAGGAGCCUGUGAUCAAAGACGAAGUUGUAGAUAUUGCUGAGGAAGAACCUGAUGAAGGUGAAGAGCAGGAGCAGUUGGAUGAGCAGGAGGAAUGGGAUGAAGAGUCACAUGCAUCCUACUACGCUGAGGCAGAGGGUGAAGGGGCUCCCCCAAACAACCAGGACAUGCCUCAGAAUAUCCCUCCUGAAAUCAAUCCUUCUACGAUCAUUGCCAUCAAUCAAUAUGUAUGGAGCGGGUAUACUCCCGAGAACCUGAAAAUAUGGUUCUGCAGUGUGUGUGCUUACAAGAGUGCCAGCAAGAACUCUGUGUCUCUACACGCCCGUGUACAUUCUGGAGAAAAGCCAUUUCAGUGUGAUGCGUGUGGACACUACUUCCGGCAGAAGAUUCAUCUCCAGAGACAUCAAACGGUCGAGGCCGAGGGGCUGUUUCUGCGCUGUGGGAAGAUGUGGGCCAACAACAAACGCCUGUCUUUUUGUGGGAUCUGUGGGUAUUGCUCAAUAAACAAGACAAAUGUGAUCAAUCACACCCUGACUCACACCGGGGAACAGCCAUAUGCGUGUCGUACUUGUGGAAUGCGGUUCUCGCGCAAGUCGAGUCUCAAUCGCCACAGUGUCCGUCAGCACUGA